AGUCUGGGAGGGAGGGAGAGGAAGAGAGAGAAAGGGUCGAGGGAGAGGUAGAGAAAGAGAGAGAGAGGAGUUUAAACUAAGAGCUAUGUUUUGGGACGGAGUAAUCUGCUAGAGAGCAGUGUGCGGAUCGGAGCGCAUUGUGAGAGUGAGUGUGCGGGGGACAGAUAAGGAAAAGAAGCCCGCCAGCCCGGCUGCUUGUUUUAAUGUGCUGACUCUGGGGAGAUAAAAAAAAAAGAAAAAAUAUUGACUCUUCAGUCGUGUGCCGAGAGCCAGGGCACGAGCGCCACAUUUAACAAGAGGUGCACCGCAAAAAAGAAGAAAAAAAGAGAAAAAACAGGGCGCGAGGGCGGACAAAAUACAUCCGCAGCGCAAAACAACACGUUUUAGCGGAUUUUUUUUACCCUCUGUUUUUUCUUCUUUUUUUUAACCUGUUUUCUUUUUUUCCUUUCUUUUUUUCCUCCUUUCCUUUGUCGGGACCAAUUCCCAUUUCCGGUAGAGAGAAAAAAGAGAGAGAAGGGAGACUUCCACUGACGGACGGCCGCAAGAGUGAGUGAACGAGAGGCGAAAAGGGACAAGAGACAACCAAAAAAAAAAAGAGAGAGAAAACAAUCGCAACAAGAAACAAGAUGUUCGAAAUCAGCCGAACACUGAACGCCGCUUUGUUGAGCAAUGAGGGAUCGACAGAGACUCAGUGGCGUCAGGCAGACUUGCCGCAGCUCCAGGGCUGGGCUGACAAAGGACUGCUGACACAGCCAAAGAUGAUAAUCAGCAACAUGGAGCCUCAGGUGACGAAUGGGCCGAAUCCGGCCACAGCCAAUGGUCCCUCGAGCAACAGUCGCAGCUGCCCCUCGCCCAUGCAGACCAGCGGCUCCAAUGAUGACAGCAAGACCAACCUCAUCGUCAACUACCUGCCCCAGAACAUGACCCAGGAGGAGUUCCGCAGCCUCUUCGGUAGCAUUGGAGAAAUCGAGUCCUGCAAGCUGGUCCGCGACAAGAUCACAGGACAGAGCCUUGGAUAUGGUUUUGUCAAUUACAUUGACCCAAAGGACGCAGAGAAAGCCAUCAACACGUUAAAUGGACUCAGACUUCAAACCAAAACUAUCAAGGUGUCAUACGCACGGCCCAGCUCAGCCUCUAUCCGUGAUGCUAACCUGUACGUGAGUGGGCUGCCUAAGACCAUGACCCAGAAAGAGCUGGAGCAGCUCUUUUCCCAGUAUGGACGAAUCAUUACCUCCCGCAUCCUCGUCGACCAGGUCACAGGUGGCUCACGCGGGGUGGGCUUCAUUCGCUUUGAUAAGAGGAUAGAAGCAGAGGAGGCCAUCAAGGGUCUGAAUGGACAGAAGCCCUCCGGAGCAGCAGAACCCAUCACAGUGAAGUUUGCCAACAACCCCAGCCAGAAGACCAGCCAGGCCCUCCUCUCCCAGCUCUACCAGUCCCCCAACCGCCGCUACCCCGGCCCCCUGCACCACCAAGCCCAGAGGUUCAGGCUGGACAAUUUGCUUAAUAUGGCCUAUGGCGUUAAGAGGUUCUCUCCCAUCACCAUAGAUAGCAUGACCAGUCUAGUAGGGAUGAAUAUUCCCGGACACACCGGCACGGGCUGGUGCAUCUUCGUCUACAACCUGUCUCCAGACUCAGACGAGAGCGUCCUGUGGCAGCUCUUUGGGCCAUUCGGCGCCGUCAACAACGUCAAAGUGAUCCGCGACUUCAACACCAACAAGUGCAAGGGGUUCGGUUUUGUCACCAUGACAAACUACGAUGAAGCGGCCAUGGCCAUCGCUAGUCUGAAUGGGUACCGGCUGGGCGACCGCGUAUUGCAGGUGUCCUUCAAGACCAACAAGACCCACAAGUCCUGAACUCCCUCCCCACUCUCGUGUAGCCCCGUAAAAAAAACACCACUACUAACAAACACCCACCUCAGCCCACACAGCUAGCCUACUCCAAACAGGAACACAACCAACCAACAAACCAACUAAAGAGAACUGGAUAUGGCUUAUAAUAUACCUUUGGACCUAUAAGCCAAUGUUGCCUAAGUAUUAGAAAAAUUGAAAAACGGAAAAUAUUAAUGAUUUGGAAGACCUGUAAGUGGUACAGGCAUUCUGUUGUAUAUCCUUUGAGUUCUUGUGGUUGUUUCUUUGUUUUCUCUUCUCUCUGUAAAACAGUAGCAAAACCAGUCCGCCCUUAUUUCAAAGAAGAGAAUGUCCUUCUUUAGAUUGAACUCUCUUGGUCUUGAUUCAGGUUUUCCUUUUGUUCUCUUUUGAAAUCCGGAUCCACUGUCGUUAGUAUAACGCCUCCCUGGGAAGAGAAUGGGAGGGGGCUCUUUUUAAAAAUACAGUCGGUGAUCAUUCAUUCAUUUGUUUUGGUGUAUAUUAUUAAACCCCCCAAGUAAAUUGACAGGGAUGAUGCCAUCCCUUUUCUCUAAUGCAGAAGAAAUUUCUAACAUUGUUUUGUUUUGUACUGCAAACAGAACACAUGUCUUUCCUCACGAGGGAUCGGGAGACAGGGAGAGGGAAGGGAUGGGUUAGCAUUCCUGUUGACGAAAAAAAAAAAAGACAGACACACACACACACACUGUUGCCAAAGAGAAAAUCUCUUUGCUUGAAAAUGCGUUUAGAAAAAAUGAAAAAAUAAAGAGAAAGAAGAUCUAUUUUUAUAAAUAAUGAUUAAAAUAAUAAUUAUUGAAGAAUUUUUACAAGAAUCUGGAUUUGAAAAAAAAGAGAAAAAUAUUUUGACUGGCUAAUUAGGGGUUGGGGGGAGGGGUCAGGUGCCACCUUGUCUUGUUCGUUCUGCCGUGGUACUUUUUAGGAUCAAAGGUUGUUUGUUUUUUGGGGAGAACCAGAUUGGCAAUGGUUUUGUAGACGGAUGGUUUUAUCAAGAGAUGCAAAUUCAGGCAGGUAAUUUUUCAUAGCACGUAAUUGUUCAACAGCGAUACCCAAUAGGAGAGGGAUAGGGGUCUUCCCAGGCCUAACGCAUCCUCGUAGUCAAGAGCCCAAAGAAAGGCCACACAUUGUCCACUCAUUUUCUUUCCAUCAUCAGUCUUUGGGAUAUCGGUAAUGCAUACAUAUACACUUCUCCAUGUAGGAAGCAUAAGUUCCUUUCACUCUGAUUUGGUGAUAUUGCAUUUGAGAUGUACUUCCUUUAGCGAUCAACCGUAGGUGCUAUAUUACAUGGUUCACAUAUCUUAAAUAUCCAAGUUUGUUGUUCUGUGUGUUAUUUAGAGAAAAAAAAACGAAACUUCGGUGUUGGCAUUAAAUUGAGCUGCUGUUUUCAUUUUGUUUCUUUUAAUUGUUGGCCCCCAUCUGGUCCAGAGAAUUCUGUGCCGAGAAAGCCAGAUGAGCAAAAUUCGGGCCUUGUAAGAAUCACUUAACGAGUUUUCUUUGGCUUGCUGACAUAUAGGUUACUUGCUGAGUGUACAGCGUUUGUCAAAAUUCAAUGAUAAUUAGCUAGUUUUGUUAGUCUAGUAUUUGUUUCCUCAAAGGAUCUAUUACAAAUGUGUCUUUCUUUGUUGUGUACAAAUAGAUGAUAUAUAGUCUACAUUUGUUUUACGAUAUCUAUAUCUAUGAGUUGUCACUGUUUUCUGUUCAAGCUUGUCUUUUUUCAUAUGAAAACUUUAUGAAGUGAUGGUUCAGUUACUUAGAAAACUCGUGAGGAAUCCUGUUUAAUAUGUUGUCAUGUCGCUUGUGAAAAAAAAAAAAGAAAAAUUGGAUUCGAUUUUUUUCUUUUUUCCGUUUAUUUAUUUGUUUAUUUUUUUACGUUUACCGCCGCGGCAAAAGAAACCGGACAAAAAAGCUUCUUGAAAAUAUGUAUUUAUUUAUUUAUUUAUUGAUCGACUGAUUGUUUUCAUUGAUUAAAUUAUUUAUUUAUCUUGAUUAUUUAUUUAUUUAUUUGUUUGUUUGUUUGUUGUUAUGUUGUCUGUGUUUUCGUGUGAUUCUGGUACAGGGAGGGGGGUGUUUCUGAGCUAAAGGGAACAAACGACUAGGGGAGACGCUCUUCCAUUAGUCCUGUGCACUGAGAAAUUUUAGUACGUUUGUGCUUUGUACCAAUAUAUCAAAAUUACAAUAUAAAAAAGUUUAAAAGUCAAAAACUAAAAAAAUGUCAAGAGGGUUGGUGAGGCUCUUCCCUUAUUACUAGAAACAGUUACUCGCUAUGCAUAACCUAGUCGAUAGUUAAAUUUGCUAUUGCUUUUUUCUUGUCUUGUUAAACAUAAAUCUUUAAAUCUUUUUCAAUAAAGUUUAGUCUUAAUAGAAUGUUAUAACAGUUGUUCUGGUUCAAUAUAACCUGUGAUAAGUUUGUGUAGUUUUAAAAGCCGCUUCCCGCCCUCCCUCCACACACUACCGUUGCUUUGUGAUCCAACUUUAUGCAAAAAUGUGGGUCUGAGACAUAAUUUCUCAUGGAUUUUUAUGGCAUCCAACAUUUUAGGCUCAGCUGCCUCGAUUUGAUUAUUAUACUGUUUGUCCAUUGUUUUAGUAUGACUCAUUGCAUUGGACCUAUCAGUGGCGAACUCAGUGUAACCAUUUUACCUUGAUUUCGACAAAUUCUACCAUUUGCAUAUGUGACAUCACACAACUCCAAAAAGCAUUGACGCUGAUUGUACUGGUUGAAAUAAAAUAGCUAUAGAAGAUGAUAUUUGAUAGAUGACACCCAUUAUAUAUUUUCUAAGAUAUAGUCUAUUUUGAGAGGUAAAUUUAGUGAAUGGCUCUUUGAGAGUAGGGAAUCAGCUCACGUUGAGAUAGACCUGCUGUGAAUGUUGGAGAUCUUUAACUGCUUAGAUACACGCACUCAUACGCACUCGUCCACCUCUUCAGCUGCACCUCCGCCGUCCGUCCAUCCUCUGCUCCGUCUGCUGGGCGGUAGCACAGCCCUCCUCGAACCCCACCGCAGGUGGCAGUUUGAAUUAUGCAACGACCCCAGUAGAAUGUUGUUCUGAUGUACGAACUAAUUUCCUACAUCACUUCCUCCUCUUCGCUCAUGACAUCACCCUCCGCGAGUCUGAGCGUGACUGAGAGCGUGUGUGUGCAUGUGUGCAUGUGUGUUUGUGUGUGUGUGUGUGUUUGGGGCACGUGGGGUGGGGGGUGAGGGUGUGUGGAACAUGGGGCCAUGCCUCCACGGUACGUGCCCAAAUCGCUGUGGCUCACUUUCUCCCCUUGUAGCGCCUUAUAGUGGCAGCCUGCCAAUAGGAAACCAACAGCCAGUAGUGUAGGAGGGAAGGCCAAGUGAGGAACAAGGCUCUUGUCAUUUUUCAUUUUCUCCUGAAGAUGUGUUUGUUUACUAUCUGAGAAUCUAUAAAUCUUUAAAGACAAAAAAGAUGAAAAAAUGUUCACUGGACCAAGCUGGUCUCUCCUACUUAUGUUAUUACUUAACUAUCAAUUAUUGAUUAUUGUUAUUAUGAUUACUAUUAUUCUUAUUAUCCUUAUUCUUAUUAUUAAUCAAAUUACUGCGAUGAAUGACUUCAUGUUAUCCUUGCUAGUUUAGGUCAUUUCUGAAACUGGAAACAAAAUAUGAAAAAAAUCUUGCUGUAAAUGUUUUUUUCUUUUUCAUAAACUGUUGUGUUUGAAUUAUUUGUACUUUUGAAUGUUGGGACAAUAAAAUGAGGUGUUGAAAGCUG
This is a messenger RNA of Colossoma macropomum (tambaqui), 5602 nucleotides long. RefSeq names its product ELAV like neuron-specific RNA binding protein 4 (gene elavl4). The transcript is spliced from 8 exons. Gene Ontology annotation, molecular function: RNA binding. Bases 627 to 1853 code for a protein of 408 amino acids. Gene Ontology annotation, cellular component: ribonucleoprotein complex. The record is from RefSeq and is a predicted model, not a curated record. NCBI's taxonomy places the organism in Eukaryota, Metazoa, Chordata, Actinopteri, Characiformes, Serrasalmidae.